Messenger RNA from Nematolebias whitei (Rio pearlfish), 3185 nucleotides. RefSeq names its product CUB domain containing protein 1b (gene cdcp1b). The transcript has 11 exons. The record is from RefSeq and is a predicted model, not a curated record. Lineage: Eukaryota; Metazoa; Chordata; Actinopteri; Cyprinodontiformes; Rivulidae.
UCCGUGACCCUUUUAAAGCUGGUCAACGAGGCCGUUGCGUCUCUUGAAGUCAAGCCAGAGACGCAGGUGGAGUCCGUGCUGUUUCAGGCCUCCGCUGGACCUUUAAUGGAACCAACAAUCGUGACCAUCGGUCCCAGUGUUACUGUUGUCCUGAGCCGUGACCCGGGAGAACCAGAAUGUGAAGUGUGCAUCCUUGGUGGCUCCACUCCCGAUUGUAGCUCGACAGAAAAGACACUAAAGAGUGCUGAACAGCUCUCCGUGGAGUUUAGCUGUAUGAAGCCUCAGAAUGUAUUCACUGUGAAGAUGACAACAAAAAUAGAUUGCACAAAGAGCUCCUGUACUCCUGCUGCAGCUGAAGUUGAUCCAAACCUUUUCAAGGACUUCAAGAGAACCCUAAAGUGGGACAUUAAUGUCCCAGACAGAAUUGUUUUAACUUUGGACUUUCCUAAUUAUGGACUGAAGGACAUUUCAGCCGCAGGAAGUUGCCCGGAUGGCUUUCAGCACACGGUGAGCACCACGAAGUAUGACGGAACAAUCAAAACAAACCGUUACUGCAAAGACGGGACAGUGUCUGAGCUUGAUGCGCUUGGAGCAACGACUGUGAUGCUUGAAGUGCCCAAAGGAGGAGAACUGACCAAGACUGCGUUCAGUGUCAAAGCGACGCCAAGGCGUGGCAGAACAAUGUCUGUGACCUCUGACCCCAACACCAUAAUCUCUGUCAACAAGAAGGAUACAGAUGCAGAUUGUAGAGUGUGCAUAAACUAUGGGUCCAAGCAAAUAUGCAACCCAGUGCUUCUGAGGCUGGCUAACCCUUACAACACUUCAGUUGAAUUCACAUGCCCUCAACCUCAGGAUGUCUUCUGGGUGGACAUAAACAGACAGAUUGACUGCACGGCAGCAUCCUGUCCUGACAAUAUUGUGCAUGCUGAGAACACGUUUUUCCCCGACUUCAACCGGACUUUCACUUGGGACUUCAAAACAAAAAAUUCCUCGCUGGCUAUCAAACUGAACUUUCCGGAACUGGGCAUGCAGCAGAUUUCCAACGAGCAGAUGUGUCCGGAUAACCACAAAUACUCUGUUAUUGACUACCUGCGCACAGGGCCGGCGAUAAUCGGUACUUUUUGCAAAGGAGGGCCCGUGACCACAAUAUUGGCUCUUUACAAGGGCCGUAUGGCUCUGUCUGUGCCCGGGAACACCAAACUGUACCCGGUAGACUUCACGAUUGAUGUUGGACCUGCCAUCAAAAGUAUGGCCAUACUGGAAGUCAGUUUACCACGAGGUGUAUCAGAAAACGAUUUCAUCACCCCAAACUACCCUGGAGAUUUCCCCGAUUCCCACCUGAUUCAGUGGGACUUCAAGAUGCCCGGCAUGCACAACUACACCGUCCACUUUCAAGAGAAAACGGAGCCCGAAUGCCUCUCGGGCAACGUAGAAGUGGAGUAUCGGAACGAGAAGGUGGUCAGACGGACCCUGACGGGUCCUCAGCCUCAGCAUCAGCAGGGCGACUUCAGCAUGGUGCUGAAGAACUGCGAAACCAACACCACCCUGCAAGGACUCAGCCUGAGCUUCAGAGUCUCUGUGAUGAGAAGCGGCCAUCCAGUUCUCUGUACGGUGGAUCUAACCAAACUCAGAGGAGUCUCCCUGCAGAUCCAGAAGGUGGGUUCUGACCCAUUUUGUGAGAUCAGCAUGAACUCAGAGGUGAAAGAGAAGAUGGAGGUGGCUGCUGGAACCACAGCCAGUCUCUCCUUCCUCGACUGUCCAAAUGAGGACGUUCGCCUGACUGCAAGCCAAGUUCAUUUAAUGGAAUGCGAAAGUGGAUCAUCGUGCCCUUCAGCGUCCCUCACGGUCCCCUCGCUGGACUCCUGUCUGCCGAUGCCCCUCGACAGCUUCACAUGGCUCCUGAAGAUUUCUGAGGACAGCUCGCUGGACCUGGUGUCCCCCACAGGGAGUCUCAAGCAGUCCUUGCCGGGACAGGAGUGCAAUCAGUCCGUCUUGCUGCGCGUGGCCGAGGCCGAUGAGUUUUCUAUCGGAGAUUUCUGCUCCGACGGCGUAAUCCAGAAAGUUCAGGUGCACGCCAACGUCUCCGUGACGGCUAAGGCGCAGGACUUCAGCAAGAUCAAGGAGCCUUUACUUAACGUCAGCGUCAGUCCGGAGAUCGGAGAAACCAUCAUCUACAGAGUCAGCCCGAUGCCGACCUCCCCCACCCUGCUGGCCUCCCCCAACUGGCCUCGGGGCAUGAAGCCUCUCUCCACUGUAUCCUGGAUCGUCACCUUUCCCAGUCGGUACCAAGCGCACGUCCAGUUCAUGAACAUCAGCCAGCCCAAAUGCGAGGACAGACACACGGGCAUCGACAUGAAGCUGCUGGGCCAAGAGGAAGAGUUCAUGAGCCGCCGCGAAGACCAAAAAGAGCUCACGAAUUUAACGGUGCCCCAGAGUUUCUACCUGAACAUGUCCAACUGUAAGCUGGAGAAGGGCCGCUUCGGUGCCGUGGCACAAAUUGUUCUUCAGAAAAACACCAGUAAGUAAUUGUUUUUGUCUGGCGUUCUUGGAUUAGCGGGAGCUCUUGUGGUUCUAAUCAUAGUGCUGGCUGUUGUUUGUGUUCUUGUAAAGAAAAAGAAGCAAAAAGUGAAGGAGUCGUCCAUCUACUUGGGCAAGGGGAAUAUCUUCCGCCCAAGCGACCGGCACUUCACCAAAACUCGAUCCGACAACGACUCUCACGUCUACGACUACAUAGACGACAGCUUGGUCUACAACCACCUGCUGGGCCGCUCCGCCUCCACCGACAGCAAACAAGACUUCCAGCCAGGCCUGCAGGUGGACUGCUAUAAAACCUUCACAGGCCCCAACGAUGGCAAGCUGCCUUUCGUUAAAGAACCAGACCCAGAACCUGAGUUGAAGCCGUAUAAAACGUUCCUGGACCCCUCUGAGACGUUUCUCCCGUCCCGCCCGCGCACUCCCAUCGGCCGGCAGGACAGCCUGGGCUUCCAGGACCGCAGGAUGAUGGACAACGAGCUCUACACGUUCAAAAGCACGGGCGAGUUCAACACCAUCCGGCUCUCCGGCGCCAAACUGGAGCCCGAGCUCUCGGAAACAGAGGAGUCCUUGUAGUUUGUUCGGACUUGAUCCGUGAACCGGACUGCUAAAUCCUCCGUACGGCAGCGAGCGUCUGCGGGACCGGCGUCCCU